UUUAUUUGCCGCACUCCGAGGCGUUCACAACGUUCAAAAGUUAGCGCGCUCGAACACAAGACGUCGGCAAAGCAGUGCGAGGAAAUUUAGAUGCGAACGCGAAGAGUGUAGAUUUAAGAAAUCCAUAAAAGUGAUAGAACGUGCGCUUACCAUUAGGCAUAAAUUAAAUUCCAUAAUUUAUGCAAGUAUACAAACGAGCAAUCAUCGGGAAAAACAAUCAUCAUCUUCGGUUGAAGGACACUUGAGCCAUAAAUUUACAAUCAGCAACUACAAUUGAAGAAACUACGCAAUAAACCGGCAGCUGCAGUUGCAACCAUUUAAAAAUGUCUCCACUGAUACCCUUGGCAUCGCUACUCAUUUUGGCCAAUUUGGUGGCCGCUCGUCCCUAUUCAUAUGGCCCCAGGUCAGAGGCGCCGCCCUCCAGGCUGGGCAAUCGCAUUGUGGUGCAGUCCCCGUCGCUGGACAACCUGUACAUGGACUAUGUGGUCACCUCGAAGCCACUGAACCUGCGCAAGUACAACAAGAACGGCAGUAAGACGAAAAAAACGAAAAAGGAUUCGAAAAUCUAUUACAUCCCCGUACCCCCACUGCCCUUUCGCCACAUACCCGGCUUUGGUCUGGACUAUCAGCCGAUGAAAAUCAAUCCCAUUCUUCCGGAAGCGGAGGCGACAACCCCACCAACGACCACGCAACGUCCGACCACAUCGAAGCCUGACUGGGACCACCGGAGUCCCAGCAAGGUGCUGCGGGUGCAGCACCACAAGGACUACUACUUCAACGGUCGCCCCCAUCGGCUGCAGGUGGCUCAUGCCGGUCCGAAGUCCAGGCUGACGGCCUCCAACCUGAAGUCCAACUUCUACUAUAACAAAAACAUUAUUUAUUAA
This is a messenger RNA of Drosophila serrata, 884 nucleotides long. RefSeq lists its product as uncharacterized. The record is from RefSeq and is a predicted model, not a curated record. NCBI's taxonomy places the organism in Eukaryota, Metazoa, Arthropoda, Insecta, Diptera, Drosophilidae.